CCCUGUGGGGACCUCCACUCCAGCAUGUACCUUAGUGAGGAGGAUGGAGGGACACAGACAGGAGGAGUGAGGCACAGGUGCCGCUGACGUCAUGACGCCUCUUGACAGCUGGGCUGUGUGAGCUGUUCAUGGUGUUUGGCUAACGUGCAGGGGAUCGCCACUCUGUGCUCUCACCGGAGAGCCUCUCCUACAAACCAUGGUGGCCAAGCAGAGGAUCCGAAUGGCUAAUGAAAAGCACAGCAAGAACAUCACCCAAAGAGGCAACGUGGCCAAGACCCUGAGGCCGCAAGAAGAAAAAUACCCUGUAGGACCUUGGCUUCUGGCACUGUUUGUGUUUGUUGUUUGUGGAUCAGCAAUUUUUCAAAUAAUCCAGAGCAUCAGGAUGGGCAUGUGAGAAUGAGGAGAGCCCGGACACUUGCCUUACAUCAGCAGUCAUAAUGGACAAAGCCACAGCUGUGAAUCGGUGGAAACCUCGAGAACCCAUCAUUAAUUUGUGCCUACAGAGUUUACCUUGAAGAAAAGAUGGAAGCUCAUGGUUUCAAUCUUGGUGCAUUAACACUUCAGGUUCUGCUCCAAGAAAGGACUUUUUUUUCUAUAUACUCAUCAGCUGAACCACAUUGGUUGACUCUGUUUUAUUUUUUAUGUUUUAAAAAAAAAUCUGUUUACAAGACAUGGAUGCCAUUGUGCGAAAGCAAAAAUUGUUUGGUCUGGAUGUUACAUUGGAGCCAUUAGUGUUGU
Nanorana parkeri is the source of this 738-nucleotide messenger RNA. RefSeq names its product stress associated endoplasmic reticulum protein family member 2 (gene SERP2). The transcript is spliced from 3 exons. Bases 197 to 394 code for a protein of 65 amino acids. Gene Ontology annotation, cellular component: endoplasmic reticulum. Gene Ontology annotation, biological process: endoplasmic reticulum unfolded protein response. The record is from RefSeq and is a predicted model, not a curated record. Lineage: Eukaryota; Metazoa; Chordata; Amphibia; Anura; Dicroglossidae.